AAAACGGACAACAAUUAUUUAACAUUUCGGACUCAUGAAGCGGACACACCGGUGGCGAUCUCCCCAGACUGAAUCUGUCCUCCGAAGUCAUGAGUUUAUACCACAGCCCCGUGCCGCAGUCCGGCGUGGCUGCCUCGGCUCUCGGCCUGUCCGGUUCCUCCCUCAUCUAUGUGUACGGUGGCGAAGUUGGAGGCAUCAUCCCCGCGCUGGGGUUCGCGUCUGGCCGGCAGGAGCCUCCACAAAAACCCCCGUACAGCUACAUCGCGCUCAUCGCCAUGGCAAUCAAGAACGCGCCGGACAAGCGCGCGACCCUCAGCGGGAUCUAUCAGUUCAUCAUGGACCGCUUCCCAUAUUAUCACGACAACAAACAAGGUUGGCAGAACUCAAUCCGCCAUAACCUCUCGCUCAACGACUGUUUCAUUAAAGUGCCCAGAGAGAAGGGGCGACCGGGCAAAGGCAGCUACUGGACGCUGGACACCAAAUGCCUGGACAUGUUUGAGAACGGAAACUACCGGCGGCGGAAGAGAAAGUGCCGGACUCAGGACACAGGUGACACCAAAGUCGGUCACAAGAGAACUCGGGUGACGAGCUUUAAACUCCAUCAAGGUGCCCAAUCAGAGAAAGUCUCUCCACUCAAGCAAAAUCCUGGAAGAGAUAUUAAGGAGAAGUCGAACGACACCCAACCUCAAAACGAAGAGGAAAAUGUAGCCUCAGAAUCCGCCAAAGACUGGUGUUUGGCAUCCUCGACCACGAUUGUCUCCCUCCCGAGAUGCACGACACCUGAACGGAGCAGCACGGUGGCUGUAAACACUCACACACCGCUUUCAAGCGCGAGCGAGACGCGUGUGCCCGUGAAGAGUGACACUGGACGCGCGCAAUCUGGAGACGCCAAAUCUAAAGAAUCAAACCCAAGGAAAACAACAGACAAGGCAAAGGAGUUUAGCAUUGACAGCAUUCUGUCAAAAAAGGAGAACCAGUUCCAGCGGAGGUGCGCAGCUGCUGGAGGAGCCUCCGUGGAUUCCCGCGGUUACGCGCUCGCGUCCUCGCUCAUCGCACACGCGCACCCACAGCUGUACCCGCGCGGAUUCCCGCUCUGCUCCUACCUGUCUCUCACCUGUCCUGACAAAAUACUGAGCUUAACAGAGAAAACGGAUGAGAAACUAUUCUUUUGAUGACUCCUUUGUACCAAUAACUAGUUUUAUUUCUGGAAAAUGUCAGUGUUGGUAACAUUCUGUCUUUAGCAUAUUUGUUUGUUUUUUUAACGGCUAAUUACAAACGAAAGCAUAACAAAUAUCAACCCUUAUGAAAAUGAACCACAAAAGAGAGCAACAAAAGAAGGGUUUAAUCUACAGUAUAUUACCCAUAAUUUUCUAGACUAACCAUACAUUAAUCACAUGUUUGUAGUAAAAUUGUGUUUUUACAAAUGGUAAUAAAAAGCAUAGUUGCUACGCGUUUACUGUAACAAUACGAUGGUUAGAUAUCACAAGAUAGUUUUUUCUUCUUCUAUUAUUGUUGUCCUUAUGGAAUUCAACAUGGGUGGCCGCUCUGUAAACUGUAACAGUAGUUAAUUAUGAUGAUGUGUGCACUAUGAUCAAGAACACACUCAUUGCAACCCAUCCCGAACACAGAUGUCUUUGUAAAAUGCUAAUGUUUAUAUGAAGAAGGGUUUUAUGCAUUCCUCAUAGCGGCUACUUGAAAAAUAGCUGUUGUUCCUGUCCUCUCCUACAACUUAAACUAUAGAUAGACAAAAACUCAAAGUUGAUUUACUGCUUAAACAUUCACCUGUGGGAAGAAAACAAACAUUGAUUUGUAUUGUGGACGAUCUGAGAACUCAAUUUUUCAAAUAAACGAGUGGAAGUGACA
Molecule: messenger RNA, 1863 nt
Organism: Danio rerio (zebrafish)
Lineage: Eukaryota; Metazoa; Chordata; Actinopteri; Cypriniformes; Danionidae
Gene: foxl1
Product: forkhead box L1
Biological process (GO): cell differentiation; tissue development; regulation of DNA-templated transcription
Cellular component (GO): nucleus
Molecular function (GO): DNA-binding transcription factor activity; sequence-specific DNA binding; DNA binding
Source: RefSeq, marked validated